AUGCCCGAUAGUUCGGAUCAAUUGUCGUCGCCGAACAGCGAAUGCAAUAGCCAGAUAGGUGUUAUGCACCGGAACACGUCCACCGGACAAUUUGACGAUUCGUCGAUGCCCGGACUCGCGUUGACGCAUCAGACGCAUUCGCAAAAUCUAACGUCCGCCUCGAACGGUGGUGGCAGUCUUCAGUAUCCUCAAGAGUUGACCACUUGUAGUUCCGCGAAUACGUCCACCAAUAUAGGAAACAUCGGUGGACUUUCUCUGGGAAUUACGGCCAGUAACUAUACACCGGACCAGAUAUCUUGUAUGUGCAAGGCGUUAUCGCAGAGGCAGGAUAUCGAGAAGCUCACGAGGCUCCUAUGGUCGUUGCCGCCUGGCGAGUUGUUCCGCCGCGACGAGAACGUGCUGAUAGCAAGAGCCACGGUGGCUUUUCAUCGGGGCGCUUACCACGAGCUCUACUCGAUCUUGGAGAGCCAUCCGUUCUCCUCGGAUCGGCACCCGGAACUGCAACAGAUGUGGUACAAGUCGCAUUACCGCGAGGCGGAAAAGAUCCGCGGACGUCCGCUUGGUCCGGUCGACAAAUAUCGGCUCAGGAAAAAGUAUCCAUUGCCAAAGACGAUCUGGGACGGCGAGGAGGUGGUGUACUGCUUCAAGGAACGUUCGAGAAACGCGCUGAAACAAUGCUACAUGAGGACCAAGUAUCCACUCUCCGAGGAGAAGAAGAAUUUGGCGAAGGAGACCGGCUUGACCUUGACCCAGGUGGCUAAUUGGUUCAAAAAUCGACGGCAGAGGGAUCGCACGCCGCAAACGAGAACAGACAUGCUACCGUUAAACUGCCAGAAUAAUGCGAGCAACGUGAUCACCGGCUCGGUUACCAACGGAGAGAGCAUUCAAUCUUUGCAGAGCAUCGAUUCCAACGGCACGAAUCUCGCGAUGUCACCGCUCUCGACGAUGAGCAUGUCACCGGUCGCCGUGAAUCCGUGUAGCCCGAUGGGUAUGAGCCCGAUGGCUUCUCGCCAUCCAAGAUACGCGACACCCGUGGCCCCGUCCUCCGUGCACACCACGCAUCCCCACAGCGGCAGUCUUAGCCCUAUGAAUGACGUUAAAGCCUUAUGCUACGGCCGCGGGGUUUGCGAAACCGGUAAAGACACCGAUCAGACUUCCGUCUAUUAUUCUACUCAUUCGAGCAUGCAUCAUCAGUAUUAUCAACAGACGCAUCAUCAGAUGAUGUCCACUGCUCAUCAUUAUCAACAUCAUCAACAGAGUAUGCCAACCGGAUAUGAAAUUGCGCUUCCGCCUCCUCAACACUCGACGUGA
Molecule: messenger RNA, 1311 nt
Organism: Apis laboriosa (Himalayan honeybee)
Lineage: Eukaryota; Metazoa; Arthropoda; Insecta; Hymenoptera; Apidae
Gene: Six4
Product: homeobox protein SIX6
Exons: 4
Coding region: 1-1311 (436 amino acids)
Biological process (GO): regulation of transcription by RNA polymerase II
Cellular component (GO): transcription regulator complex; nucleus
Molecular function (GO): RNA polymerase II cis-regulatory region sequence-specific DNA binding; DNA-binding transcription factor activity, RNA polymerase II-specific
Source: RefSeq, a predicted model, not a curated record